AAGAUGGGAUUCACAUUCUCACAGUCGUGAAGAAGCCUUAUCUUCUUUGGUCAAUUCAUUCGCCCGUCUGAGUCACACUACGAAAUCCCAACACUUUCCGUCCUCCCCUAUCUCUGAGCUGCUCAAUCGAAAACUCUGCUCUUAAUUCGCCCCGACUUCAGAAAAUGGCCUCCCCAAUAGCGUACUCCCAAAUCGACGACAAGGACCUCGACGACGCCGCUUUGUGGGCUGUCAUCGAUUCCGCCACCGCCUCCCGUUCCGCAACCAAGUACAAAUCCCUUGCCAUCAAAUACAAUAAUAGCACAUCUCCAUCUCCGAUCUCAAAACCCUUGCCCCCGACCAAGGUCCAGAGAAUCGCGAGGGACUCCCCUUCGGCUUCAAUCGAAUCCAAGGCUACAGGCGACGGCGAAGUAGACCAUGAACCUUGGUCAUUCCGGCCUCCUAGGAAGGUUGCAAGGAUUUGUUCUUCGGAGACAAGCGAGAGUAGUCCUCUGGUUCCGGUGAAAAAUGGGCAGCGAACUCCACCGGUAGCAGCUUUUUAUUCCUCACCGGAGGCCCAUCUGUCGCCUGAGAUAGGGAGGCUUCGAGUGCAAGAGAUUAGUCCUUAUACAGAGGUCUCUCCGGGGCAUAGUGGCAGGAGCGAAGAGAAGGAGAUCACGACGCAUGGCUUCUCUGGCAAGUUCCCUUCAGUUUCAUUGUUCAAGGAAUACCAAAAUACAGCUAUGGCGAUUUUGGAGAAGACGGAUUACACAUUAAUUUCGGGGAAGCCUUUCAUAAAAAAGUCAGGUUGGAGGAAGAUAUCUUGCUUCUUCAAUAUUUCUUUUGAAAUUAGAGACAAGAAUAUUGAAUUUGAUGAGAACCGUAAUGUUCAACGCGCUGAGUUUGUGGCUCGGGCAUACAUGCAGUAUGUUUCCCUAUUCGAGGGGGUAGGUUCUCUGAUGGUUGGGGCUCUUGUGAGCGGCGUGAGAAGCGAUUUCAGAAACCGAAUCAUGACGUACCAAGCACGGCAGAGACUAGAGCCAAAAACAAAGCGUGUCAAGACUUACUAGGAAUUGGAGAAUACCGAUCUGGUGAUGGUGCAAGCUAAGUUGGUUACUGAUGUUGUAAUAUUACAGAUACAGUUUACAGAUGACUGUUGAUUGUAACGGCUUUUUUCCCAGACCAUGGGCUUUCUCAUUUUUUUCCUUUGCCCUGAAGUUUUGUCAGGGUUGACGACAAAAUGAGCUAAACACAAAAUUGUGUGUAAAGCUAUAAUACUCCACAGUGGGAUCGCAUACAUGAAAAUAGCAAAUCUAUAAUACUUC
Molecule: messenger RNA, 1304 nt
Organism: Neltuma alba
Lineage: Eukaryota; Viridiplantae; Streptophyta; Magnoliopsida; Fabales; Fabaceae
Exons: 5
Coding region: 165-1049 (294 amino acids)
Source: RefSeq, a predicted model, not a curated record